This is a messenger RNA of Sus scrofa (pig), 6808 nucleotides long. The record is from RefSeq and is a predicted model, not a curated record. Lineage: Eukaryota; Metazoa; Chordata; Mammalia; Artiodactyla; Suidae.
UUUCCCCACGGGGCGCCCCCGUAAUGUCCGCCCCUGCACACCCUCGCCCGGGGAAGCAGAGGAAAGCCCGGUGCAGCCCCCGGGGGCCGAGGUCCGCCCUCCGCCCGAGGGGCCGGGGAGCCCGGCCCGGCCUCCCGACACUUCCUCUCAGAAAAUGGUGCGCGGCGCUGGGGGAGGCGGAGGCGGCGCUCGGGGAGUUGCUGUUUACCGUGUUGUUACAGAUCUUAUAGCAGUCGGUUUAAAGCGGGGAUCUGAUGAGCUUCUUUCUUCUGGCAUCAUUAACGGACCUUUUACCAUGAACAGUUCCACUCCUUCUACAGGUGUGUUUGCUAAUGGGAAUGACAACAAGAAAUUUAAAGGAGAUAGACCUCCCUGUUCGCCUUCCCGUGUUCUCCAUCUUCGAAAAAUUCCAAGUGAUGUCACCGAAGCAGAGGUCAUAUCAUUAGGUCUACCAUUUGGCAAAGUAACUAAUCUUUUGAUGUUGAAAGGAAAAAGCCAGGCUUUCUUAGAAAUGGCUUCUGAGGAAGCUGCCGUUACUAUGGUGAAUUAUUACACUCCGGUUACGCCUCACCUUCGAAGCCAGCCUGUUUUUAUUCAGUAUUCCAAUCACAGAGAACUUAAGACUGACAAUCUACCUAAUCAAGCUAGAGCCCAAGCUGCACUGCAGGCCGUCAGUGCUGUCCAGUCAGGAAGUCUGGGCCUUCCUGGAGCUCCUACCAAUGAAGGCACAAUCCUACCUGGGCAGAGCCCUGUGCUCCGAAUAAUUAUUGAAAACCUCUUUUAUCCUGUUACUCUGGAAGUUCUUCAUCAGAUAUUUUCUAAAUUUGGCACAGUCUUAAAGAUUAUCACCUUUACAAAGAAUAAUCAGUUUCAAGCCUUGCUUCAGUAUGCUGACCCAUUGAAUGCACAUUAUGCCAAAAUGGCUCUGGAUGGCCAGAAUAUCUAUAAUGCAUGCUGUACUCUGCGUAUUGACUUCUCCAAGCUCACCAGCCUUAAUGUGAAAUAUAAUAAUGACAAAAGCAGAGACUUCACUCGCUUAGACCUUCCUACUGGUGAUGGCCAGCCAUCCCUUGAACCCCCUAUGGCUGCUGCUUUUGGUGCACCAGGUAUAAUUUCCUCUCCAUAUGCAGGGGCUGCUGGAUUUGCCCCAGCCAUUGGAUUUCCUCAAGCUACAGGUCUGUCAGUCCCAGCUGGACUGGGUCCUGGAGCUCUUGGUCCUCUCGCAAUCACCUCCUCUGCUGUCACUGGAAGGAUGGCCAUGCCUGGGACUGGUGGGAUACCAGGAAACUCAGUUCUGCUCGUCACCAAUCUUAAUCCUGAUCUUGUCACACCACACGGACUUUUUAUCCUAUUUGGAGUAUAUGGUGAUGUACAUCGAGUGAAGAUAAUGUUUAAUAAGAAAGAGAAUGCAUUGGUUCAGAUGGCAGAUGCAAAUCAAGCUCAGCUAGCAAUGAACCAUCUAAGUGGUCAAAGACUUUAUGGGAAAGUGCUUCGUGCUACACUGUCAAAACAUCAAGCAGUUCAGCUUCCUCGAGAAGGACAGGAAGACCAAGGUCUGACUAAGGAUUUUAGCAAUAGUCCUUUGCAUCGCUUUAAAAAGCCUGGAUCUAAAAACUUCCAGAAUAUUUUUCCACCAUCAGCCACUCUGCAUCUUUCCAACAUCCCCCCCUCUGUUACAGUAGACGACCUGAAGAACCUUUUUACAGAAGCUGGAUGUUCAGUGAAGGCUUUUAAAUUCUUUCAGAAAGAUCGCAAAAUGGCACUCAUUCAGUUGGGAUCUGUGGAAGAAGCAAUCCAGGCCCUCAUUGAGCUUCAUAACCAUGACCUUGGAGAAAAUCACCACCUCAGAGUUUCCUUCUCAAAAUCUACAAUCUGACUUUGAAUUUUUCUCCUAAGACUGGACCAUAAUUUCAGUAAAACCUUCAGACAUAGACUGAAGCAGCUCAAGACCAAUUCUGCCUCUUUCACAAAAAUAACUUUCUGGAUUUGAUAUUCAAGUAUAUUCAAAAAAUCAUGAGACGUUCUCUUUUUCCAUUUUUCCCCCCUGCCAGUAUGUCAUCAAAGGCAUGUUUUUCCUUUGUACCAUAGUUGCUAAAAUGAAAAUAAUCUUCAGAAAGAAAAAAAAAAAACAACAACAGGAAAAAUUUUUUUUUGAUAGUUUUGAUUCCCUAUAUUAAACUAAAUUUAAAGAGGACAGACUUUCUUUUAGUUUGAGUCCAGUUCAGCCUUAUACAACAUUUCUAAACUCCUUUGUACUUUGAAAUUUUAAACAAAAAUUACUUGACAUAUGUAAUUGAAGUUACUUACAACCAAGUUUUUAACUUUAUGAUUCAGAAGUUUGACUCCUGUAGGAAAUUAUGUUCGCUUUUAAGUUACAUUGGUUAUUUGGCAUAUAUUGUUACUUACUGAACAUGAACAAAUUGGGUUGUAUUUGGAGCAAAUUUAUGAACUUUCAUGUUUUGUUUCCAUUUUUUUUUUCCACCAUUAGACACUCCUUUGCAUAUCUUUGACUUUUUAAGACUAUUUAGAGGAUGAAGUGUCUCAACUGUCUCCAGGGAAAUUAAAUGGAAUCCAACCAGGAUCUAUUAAGAUGUCCGAAUAAGUAAUAAUUUUAUUAGGAAAAAUCAUGUUUUAAAUUUCAAAGUGACACUUGUCUGAUAAUAUAAUAUGAUCUUGGAAAAUUUAAAAAGAAAAAUAAUCCUACUUAUAAACUACUUUUUUAUAAUUGUUUUCAGAAAAAAGUUUACAGUCUUAAGGAAAAUAUUCAGGUCUAUCAUAUGGUUUGACAGAUUUUUUAAAAGUUAUUUUUGGUAAGGUCUUCUUUUAGAAAAAAAUUAAUCUCAAGGGUUUUUUGUACCACUAUAAUCUCUAAUACUUAUUCAGAAUUACUGUGUAUUUACUUAAUUUCUUAUUAUGUGCCUUAUUAUGUGCUUAUGAUACAAUAGGUUAGAGUUUUAUCUAAGUAUCUUGAAAGCUGUAUUGUGGGCUUGGUGAGCGUUUGUUUUUUCUUUCCCUUUUUUGGUAAGGAUUUUAAAGGUUUUUUUUCAUUGCAAUUUUAAGUGGUUUUCAACAAGUAAUAGUUUCUAUUCAAAUUUUUGGUGCUGUGGUGUAGAGAGGGGUGGGGAAGGGGAAAUGGUUUGGGGAAUAACUCAGUGCACACCUGUGGGCCUCUUCACAUUUUGACCACUAGCCGGUUAAUAGCAUAUCAAUUUGGGGCUAUAAAAUGCACUCCUGGUUUCUGGAUGUUGUCUGAUCUUUAUCACCCUUUAGAAUUUGUCUCAGGAUUACUUGUUUUUUGUCGCAUACUCAAGAACUUGCUUUUCUUUGUUAAUGUAACUUCAUUACCAAGUGCCCACAUAUACAGAGGAUGAGAAGGGGGGUGUUCUUUCUCAUACUCUGUCCCUCUUUCUUUUUGGUUGAAUGUAAGAGUACAUUUUAAUAUUGCCUCAGUGAUUGUAUAAUGUAAAGUUACUUCUUUUUAAUUAGCUACUUUGCUUUUGUUAAUUAUCCCUUCAGUGCUUGAUCAGAUUUUUUUAAAGCAGAAUUUGUUAAAGGGUCAUUUUUGUCCACCCUUUUUACACUUUUCAGAUUCUCAGAGUGGCUCAUCUCACGUUUUAAAAGAAUAUCUCAGUCUCUUUGCUCUAGUCCAGCCAUUAAUUUGAACCCAGGAAGAUUUUUACAAAAGAAAUUUUACAAAAUAUUGGAGACUGCAAAAGACCUUUUAGGCUGUUAAAAGCAGAAUUCACUCAACGCUGAGCAACAGUUAUUUGAUAGAAUACGAAGGAGGACACUCAAUUGAGACCUUUCAAAUGGCUUGGUUUUCGAUUGGCUGAUAGGUAUAAUCAUUGAUCUAGUUUGUAUUUUUUCACUUCUGAAACUUAUUUUUACCAAAACACUGCAUAAGAGGGAAGGGGGAAAAAACAACUUAUUUAAGAAAUCUCCCAAAAUUUGCUUUAGUUUUACCUUCCAGGCAGGCACUAUUAUAAUUUUCAUUGGUGUGUUAAAUUGGGUUGUGUCACUCUUUUUUGGGGUGGGGGGGCGGUUAGGAAUUACUGUGUAGUUUUAAUUUGUGGUUCUCAUAACAAUUAGUGUAAAUGUAGCAAAAGUGUAGCAGAAGGGAUAUCGUAGUGGUGUUGAAUGUAAUUUUGAAGUAGGGAAUGGCCUUUAUAUUUGAGAGAGAACAUUUGAAUCCUUUUCAGGGAUUUGCGUGUAUGUGUGUAUAGGUAAGUGUAUAUACAUACAUACACCCUUCUAAUAUUGUACAUACAUAUGCACAUGACAUACAUUUUAAUUUAUUGACAAAAAUCAAAUUAAGAUUCGGAAAAGUGAGAUUUUGUUUGAAUUAGUGUUUGGAAACCAUCAGUUUAUGUCUAAAGUUCACUGUAGCACGUGGAUGUUGUUCAUAUCGGGCUCUUUGCUCUCUGAAUUAUAGAGGUCCACAGUAUUUGUAUUGGUGUAGUUUCUGUAAAAAAUACCAGGGUAGUGGAAAAGCUAGAUCUUUGUAAUUUUUGGUUUGGCAUGCAUUUAGUUAAUAUCAUCUAAGCAAUGUUUAUUUUUGCUGUUGAGCUGUCAUAGUAUCCUAUUUUUAAGUUUAUUUACUUUAAGGAGUAUUAUCAUUAAUGGAGGUGUCUAACUUUGACACAAAAUAUAUAUAUUCAGGACUUUAAAAAAUAGCAGUACACGUUUAACAGUAGCAAUUUAUGCCAAAAAGUUUUACUUCUGAGAUUUAAAUAACUUGCAGAACUGUAAAUUGUGUUGUGUGUGAGUUACAAUCAGAAAAAUAACCUUAAUAAUGUGAUAACUUACUGGAGAGUACCAGAAAUUACCCAGUAGCUCCUCCAGAAUGCCAUAAAUUCUUCGCUGACUAAAUAUUGUGACGUUAUUUAUAGUUAUGUUUUUGAUUUUGUUGUUGAAAGUCGCAGAGCUCCCUGUUUUUAGAGAUAGAAUUUCUGCCUGUUUAGUUCCACAUGGAAGGAAUGCCUUUUUUUGACUCCACCUAGGAUGGUGAUCAUAGGUUCUGCCUCAGUUGAUUAAAAGUAACUCUCAUGAGUGUUUCUGUUCAGUUGUGUAUAAACUUUUGAAAGCUCCCAUGUCAUUAGACAGCAAAGUUUAUACAUGGAGUAUGUUAUCAUGUAAUUCCUCUUCUGUUCCACUAAAUAUUUUUAGACAAAAUAUGACAAGCUCAAAAGUAUGUGUUCCCCCCAAUGAGUCAUUUAAAAACCCUGUUUGCCAAACUAGCAGCCUAUCUCUUAGAAAAUUUAGUGUGUACUGCUAUUUUUAAAACCAAAAGACAGCAUGACUGCACAACAGCAUAUUUCUUAGCCUUUCCUUUGUCUUGAUCUGUUGUUAACAAGAAUAAAACUGCCAGACUUAAAAUAUUCUACUAUUGUGCUGGAAGAUAUACAAUUUAGACUGCACAAAACUUUUCCUUUAAAGAAACAUAACUCAGCUGUCUUUUAAGAGCUGUGUUGUUAUCUACAAGACUUUGCAGUCUUUUUUCAGAGCAAAUUUUAACAGCUAGUUGCGAAUGGUUUAAAAAAUAAAAAAUUACUGAAAUAUUAAUUUGGGGGGUUUUAUAGAGGGAGAAAAACAAAACAGGACCAAAGUUUAUGUGCCUUCUUCAGUAGUCUUAAUUGAUCUUUUCUUCCUAUUUGAGACUAAGGUAGUAUCAGUAUUCUGGUUUUCAGGAAAUACAUACUGUAUAGUUUUUAAAAGAAUGUUAUCCCACAAACCAUCCAUUCAAGCAAACACCUGUAACUGUAAAGUGAGGUCUCGGUUGCACUUUUUGCCUUUAUCACAUAAUACUCAUUUUAUUGCAUUGUGCAGAUCCAAGAACAGAGCUGCUCUAAUCUUCGUGGUAGUCAUCUUAGUUUCUGUAACCUGAGGCAUAUGUUCCAGAGAACAGGGAUAUUUAUCUGGUCCAGUGACCUUGGUGAUAAUAGUCAUGAUUGAAAGCUGCUUAUGGCCAGCUUGAAUCAGCACUGUAAACAGAUUUUUGUUGUUGUUAUGUUAUUUUUAGUUCUUGAUUCUAUGUAGUAGUUGUAAUAAUAAAUAUUUAAAUAGCUAUUUUUGAUGUCAUUUAAAAAAAUCAUGCUCCGGCCUUUUUUCCCCCUUCCAUUGUUACCCAGAUCUUUAAAUAAUUCAUCCCAUAUCCAAAACGUACUAAUUAUAAAGAUUGCAGACUAAGCAAAGUUUUGCAUCAAAGUGUCACCUCAUUGCUCUGACCAAAGACUGACUGUUCUGGUUUUAACUCCUUUCUGUUAAGCAUUUUUUCCCAAGCUCCUUUCUGAAAGAAGAUCCAAUGCAAAGCGGCCUUUCCUUUGUAUUUUCUAUUGGUGAAUAGACUACUUUAAGAGAGUGGGAGUUUAAUAUGAACAGAAUGGAUUAGGAUGACAAAGGUUUGAUGGGCAUUUUCAGUACUGUAUUUAAGAAAAAAAAUAGCACAGCCAGGCGCCUCUGACAUUGUCUCGUGUUUUACGUGGUCUGUUCAUAAAAUUCCCUUUUUUCAGUUUAUAAAAGUGUUCACCUAACAGAAGAAAAUGCUGUAAAUAUUUGUAACAACGUUUUUUUAAACCAGGCCAAAAAAGAAAAUGAUAAAAAAAAACAACGGUUUUUGGGAACAAGUAACAUAUAAAGUGGUUUUAUAUAAAACAUCAAUUGUCUUGUAUAUUUUGAUAAGCAGCAGUACCAGCUUUCAUUUGUAACACAGUUUGUGUCAUUGGAAGAAAAGGAUUCUGUGAUUUGUUGAAGUGAAUUAUGUUAUAAAUGCAAAGAGAAGAUAAAAUAUUAAAAACAUAUUUUCUAAGUG